Synchiropus splendidus (mandarinfish) is the source of this 2814-nucleotide messenger RNA. Its product is annotated as polyunsaturated fatty acid lipoxygenase ALOX15B-like. NCBI's taxonomy places the organism in Eukaryota, Metazoa, Chordata, Actinopteri, Syngnathiformes, Callionymidae. The record is from RefSeq and is a predicted model, not a curated record. Bases 38 to 2035 code for a protein of 665 amino acids. The transcript has 14 exons. Gene Ontology annotation, molecular function: protein binding; iron ion binding; oxidoreductase activity, acting on single donors with incorporation of molecular oxygen, incorporation of two atoms of oxygen. Gene Ontology annotation, biological process: lipid oxidation; linoleic acid metabolic process.
UCUUUCAAUCCAGUUGCACGACAUCCACACAACUACGAUGGUGAACUACAAAGUGAAGGUCCACACUGCCUGUCUGCACCAAGCUGCAACCUUAAACAACGUCUACAUUCAGCUGGUGGGCACAAACGGAGAGAGUAAGUUCCAGCUGAUAAACGCCAUUAAAGUCGCCACGUUCAGCGGCGCCCAUUCUAAAGUGUGGAUUUCCAGCAAAGCGUCCCUCGGCGAGCUGGUGCUGAUUAAACUCCAGAAGUAUCAUCUUGUGGUGAAUGACAGCUGGUACGCUUCUCACGCGGAGGUGACCUCCCCAGAAGGUCGCGCCUACUGCUUCCCCAUCUACAGCUGGAUCUCUGACGCAGACAUUCAUUCCUUCAGAGCAGGAGAAGCUCUGAGGAUCUCUGAUGACGUUCCGCUUGGGCUCCACAAUCGGCAGCAGGAAAUUAAAGAGCGAAAUGAGGAGUUUCGAUGGAAGGUGUAUUUGAAAGGAAUUCCUCACUGCUUGGAGGCCGACAAACCUCAAGAUAUUCCUGAUCGGUUCCAAUUCAACGCCACCAAAAGCACUGAGUUUCUGUUGACAGCAGCCAGUGGCUUAGUAGAGAUUAAUCUGAAGGGCUACGCCAACUGCACCGACAACUGGGCAAACCUUGAAGCCAUCAGCAAAGUGUUUCACAAUAAAACCACUCCCAUUUCAGAAUACGUCUCCAAGAACUGGAAGGACGACGGCUUCUUUGGCCAACAGUAUCUGAAUGGCAUCAACCCAAUCUUGAUUCGACAAUGCAAAUCCCUGCCGGACAAUUUCCCCGUCACUGAUGCCAUGGUUGGUUCUAUUCUCCAGGGAAGCUUGUGUCAGGAAAUGAAGAAAGGCAACAUUUUCCUGUGUGACUACAAGCGUCUGGAUGGCAUCGAAACAAACACCAUCAACAAGGUGAAGCAGUUCUUGAUGGCUCCUCUGGUCCUGCUGCACAAAACCUCCGAUGAUGAGCUGAAGCCCAUCGCGAUUCAGCUGAAGCAGGUUCCUGCAGAGGACAAUCCCAUCUUCCUGCCCACUGACUCGGAGUAUGACUGGUUGCUGGCCAAGAUAUUUGUGAGAGGCGCCGACUUCAACGAGCACCAACUCAACGUCCACCUUCUGCGCAGUCACCUGCUGGCUGAGGUGUUUGCAGUGUCGCUGCUUCUCCAUUUCCCGAUGGUGCAUCCUCUGUACAAGCUCCUCAUCCCGCACACAAGAUACACAAUGCAGAUCAAUGUCCUGGCUCGGAAGCUUCUUAUUUCAAAAGAUGGAUUUUUCCCUCAGUUUGUAGCCUCAGGUGGAGAAGGCAUGCUCGAAAUCCUGAGGAGGUCAGCGGCCUCCAUCACCUACAGCUCCCUCUGUUUACCUGACGACAUCUGUCAGCGCGGCAUGGAGACGCUGCCAAACUACUUCUACAGAGAUGAUGGGCUCAAGCUUUGGGGAAUCAUCAACAGGUUUGUUGAGCAAAUUCUGAAGUACUACUACAAGAAUGACACAGAGGUGGAACAAGAUACGGAGCUGCAGGCCUGGAUCACUGACAUUUAUGAACAUGGAUUCCUGUCCCGCGAAAGCUCAGGAAUCCCCCAAAGAUUCAGCAGGGUGGAUGAAGUGAUCAAGUUUGUCACCAUGGUGAUCUUCACCUGCUCAGGACAACAUGCAGCUGUCAACAGUGGACAGUACGACUACGAUGCCUGGCUCCCCAACGCCCCCAUGAGCCUUCAACGUCCUCCACCAACCAAGAAGGGCACGUCAUCAGAAAAACAGAUGCUCGAGACGCUUCCCAAUAUCGGCAGCACAGUGAAUGGGAUGGCAGUGGUGUGGCUACUCAGCAAGCAGUCGUCUGACUUUCUCGCCCUCGGCAGCUACCCAGAGAAGCACUUCACUCAGGAGACUCCCGGCAUUCUGAUCAGAGAGUUUCAAGCCGAGCUGGCGAAGCUGAGCGAGUCCAUCCAGAAGAGAAACAGAUGUCUGCACCUUCCGUACCCCUACAUGGAUCCUGCGGUGGUGGAAAACAGCGUGGCUAUUUAAAUGCUGGCCACUCUGGUGCUCUCAAUAAUGUGCUUGUAGUUGCAUGCUUUGAUGUACAGGUAUUUUACAUGUCAUCUGAAGAAUCUUCUGCUUAUGAUGGUCAUACACAGCUAUGCUGUUGAGUUCAGUGGCUUAUUGUUUUAGUUUUAGAAAGCUCUGCGAUGCUAAGGAUCCAUUGAAAUUCAGCAGUCUAAUACUCAUUUCCUAACUGAGUAACCUUUGAAUUGAAUAACAGUCGUGCUGCUUAUCUUCCAUCCAUCAUAACCAGCUUUAUUUUUGUCAUUCAUACAAACAUUGGCAUUCUGCCCUUGUUGAGAGUCACCUGUGAGUUCUAUGGCGCACACUUUGGUGCCUUCAUAGGCCUCUUCAGUUGAGUUCUCCCAUGGGACUGUGAGCUCUGUGACUUCACUUCAGUGAGGGGGACUAGACUAACAUGUCUGGUCCACAUGUCGAGGUACCUGGGCCAAGGCUUGUUGCUGGGGCUCUUCCUGUCCCUUUUUGAUGUCGCGAUGGAAUUUGUGCCUCCAUGUGAAGCAGCCUUGUGUGGUGUUGGUCUUAUGGUCAAGAUGCAGUUUCUUGGACCUGAUAGAGACCAAUGUUAGUCAGACGUAUAAUACAGAGGCUUACCUAAAUUUCUCUCAUAAUAAAGUAUUUAUUAUCAAAAACAUCUUGUACAUCACAGUGGCUGCUUCCUGGAUGUAGCUCACCCUCAGCAAGUCAGAAUUCUUUAUACUUUAUACUACUGUUUUUGAAUGAAUGCGUGAAAAUAAAUGACUCAC